Molecule: messenger RNA, 1005 nt
Organism: Acaulospora morrowiae
Lineage: Eukaryota; Fungi; Glomeromycota; Glomeromycetes; Diversisporales; Acaulosporaceae
Source: the annotation of a GenBank genome assembly
AUGAAUUCUGGACGUAUGGGUUCUCCUACACGGUCAACUAAACCAAAUGGGACAAUAGCAGCAUUUGACCCUACCGUUUUGCACAUCAUUCAAGGUAUUAUAAGGGACUUAAAAUUUCUUAACGAAUAUAGUUACCUUUCAAAUGGUGACUAUGAAGUUAUCGUGGAAAAAUUACCAAAGUCAUUCGAGCCACACGCCGCACCACAUACACCACCUGAUCCCUCACCAACUUCUUCGCCAGCACUUCACACAAGCUCACCCGUUAUUCCUGGAACACCAAAAGGACAUUAUAAAAAUUCUUCACCUCAACGGAAUUCACAAGAAAUUCAUGAAGGCCAUCCAGAUCAAAUUUCAUUGCAACAACCACAGCUAUCACGAAUACAAACUUCAUUACCAUCACAACCACAACAAAUUCCGACUUCUUCUCCUAUGCAGUCAACACUUAGCCAAAUAAACACACAAUUUAACAGCCCUAUUGAGAAUCAAGCUCGAGUUCUGCCUCAACCACCUGGCACAACAACACCACCGAAGCCAAUAGAGCCUCCUACUUUUGCUAGUAAACAAGCAGAGGCUGAAAGUUAUCGAGUUGAGCAAGAACAACAAGAAGAUUUACCAAUGUACAGUAGUGAAACAUUAGAGAUACUUAUGGCUUUAUGGGAUUUUGAAGGCGGAGACGAGGGCGAUUUGACAUUCAGGAAAGGUGAUAUUAUAGAGGUUAUUGAACACGUGAAUGAAGACUGGUGGAAAGGCCGCAUUCAAGGAAAAUCCGAAAUUGGUAUAUUCCCUAAAACUUACGCUGAACCAUUGAGUAAUAGGAUUUCAAUGAGCAAUAAUAAUGGCCAUCAAUUAAGACAACAGUCCCAACAUGAAGCAGUGAUUUUGCCUCAAACAACGACAGUUACUAUAAUUCCAUCACAACAGCCUCAAGGAGGUCAACAAUAUCCUUAUAGUACGUCACAACAAGCUGGUGCAUCCCCAAAUAAUAUUAAUCCUUAUCAGCUUUAG